Xyrichtys novacula (pearly razorfish) is the source of this 7411-nucleotide messenger RNA. The record is from the annotation of a GenBank genome assembly. Lineage: Eukaryota; Metazoa; Chordata; Actinopteri; Labriformes; Labridae.
GUACACGAGCAAGGGCGGGGCUCCACCGUUGCACAACAACAACGGCUUGCUUUGCGUUAAAAACAGGUGAUCCGAUCGAUUUGAGGAUCAUUAUGGUUCGUCAGGGCUAUGAAUUGAGUAAAACAUGAUUCAAGAGAUUGUCUGAAAGGUAAGUGUCAUUCCUGUUCGGAUAUAGCAUGUUUGGUAAAGAAAGCUGCUUUUAUCUUGUCAUUCAGAUAGUGUCCUUGCAUAACUCGCUGUUUAGCAUUCUGAAUUUUCAGAGAUAAAGUGCAGGAUUAUUGGACUAUAUUUGACUCUGUAUUUCAAAUUUCGAAGUACUAUCCGAAAAUAAUAACGAAAAAGUAAGAAAUAGUUCGCUACAAUUUAUUUUAAAUGGACUGAAUCAAAAUUUAGUGAGUUGUUAGUUCUGUCUGAGGAGUGUGAAUGCCAUAUGUUUCCUCUGCACAGUGUUUUUGUUAAAGUGAGAAACUUUUUACUCAUCUCUUUGAUAUGCUUUAUUAAAACCACACUUAAGAAUCAUAAAAAAUAUAGAAAGUAUUGCAUAUGUUAAUAUCUGAUUCAUAUUUAUAUGUACAGUAAACAUAUUCAUGAAACAUGUUGUCUGUCUUUUUCCAUGUACUCUAUGACCACACGUCAAAGCACUUUGUAAACUUCUCUUUUUAAAAGUGCUAUACAAAUAAAGUUAUUAUUAUUUAUGUUAAUCUUGUCCCCUCUUUUCGUAGGGAAUAUCACAGCCCCCCCAAGAUGAAGGGUCUUUACCUGGUGGAGCCAGUGGUUGCUCUGUACGCUUUCUCUAGUUUUCUCAUCUAUCCUCUGGUGCAGCAGUAUGUGUACCGGAGGCUGUGGCAGCAGCUGACAAACACCACCUAUCCCAUCAAUGACAAUACCUCCAGAUGUGCAACCAACGGCAGCAGCAGCCAGUCAGCUUUCCAUCGGGUUAGUGAUUUAUUACAGUGUGAGAGUGAUCACAAAAUGUUCAUGAUAAGCUGUGUUUCAUAUGGUUUUUCUUCUACUCCGAGAACACUAACUGAUCUGAAAGUAAACGUUUCCAUCAGUUAAAUUAUUUUUAGACUUGUUUUAAAGAACUGUUCAAGAUUAGAAAAAAGCUGCCUUGGCUCUUUUGCAUAUUUUCCUCCUAUGCCAUUGACAUGCAUGUGACUCUGACUCAAUAACUGUUAUGUCAUGGGGUCUUAUGAUGGAAAAAAAAAUCUUACUGUCUGAAAAAAAAACAAAAAAACAAGCAAGGGCAAUCUUUUCUUCCUCAAAUACAGUUUUCUGCAGCAACUUUUAUGCAUGUUGACUCCUUGUCUAUCAUGACUCAGCAUAAUUUGUCCAAUGAUCCUUUCAAACCUCCUCUUGCAACACAGCUCAGGUAAAUAGAACCAAUUCAGCUACUCUGCUCUAGGGAAGACUCCUGGCUGAAGUUUAGUGUUCUGCUGACUGAUGGUUAAAGCAACUGUAUGAUAACCUUCUGAAUCAACUACAAAUUUAUUGUCAUAUAUCAACUCACAACAGUUAAAUCUGGGAUAAAUCUGCAAGUACUAAGUUAGUAGAACAAAAUUAAAGAAGUUUCUAUCAAAAAAAGACAUAUCAGAGACUUAGUUCUUUAUCACUCCAUUUGAAAAGAAGCUGACAUGUAAUAAGGAAGUGAGAACAAAUACAGUGAUCUGGAAAAGCCUGUUUUUGUCCAAAAAUAGCUCCUCCUGCACCUGUUGCUACAAAGACGUCUUUGUUCCGCCUGGCCCUGAUUCAGAGAGCCUCACUUGAAAUGUUAGCAAAAUUAGAUAAUCAAAUAUCUUGUUGUCACUUUGUCAGAUAGUUUCUGUCAACUUGACCAGGAUAAUUGUAUCUUGUUCUCUGAGUGUUGAAUGAAGAGUGUUUGUACAUGGUUUUUAUUCCUCAGCUUUUCUGUCUUUCUCUGCUUUCAGGAAGUACAGCAGCAAGCGUCCCUCUUCUCCCUCUACACCGAGCUCUUCUCCACUGUCCCCUCUUUGAUUGUCACCCUUAUGCUUGUGGCAUACAGCGACCGAGGAGGACGCAAGAUUACAAUCAUUAUGCCGUUGAUCGGCACGCUGCUCUACACGACAACCAUCCUGGCGGUGUCCUUCUUCGAGCUCAAUGUUUACCUGCUCAUCGGCUCCUCCCUCCUCAGCUCUCUGUUCGGCGGCUUGGGCACAUUUCUAGGAGGCUGUUUCGCCUACAUCGCGGACUUGUGUGAGGAUGAUCGGCAAAAGACUCUGCGCAUGGCUGGAGUGGAUAUGAUGAUAGGCCUGUUGUCGGGGCUUGCUGCUAUAUCAACGGGCUACUUCCUGAGAGCUGCAGGCUUUAACUGGCCGUUUGUGACCUCCGCUUUGUGUCAGUGUUUGAUUCUAUUAUAUGCCGUUUUUAUACUUGAAGAGACUGUGAAAAAACCUCCCAGAGAUGCCAUCACUUCAGGUGGAUCCGCUCAGCCUUCAGCUUUAAAACAGAUGCUCUACGGGGUCUACCAGAUGUUUGCAGGAGCCAGCCACAGGUGUAAAACUGUCCUAAUCCUCCUGAUACUCAUCUUUACCAGCUUCUCCUUUGCCUACAUGGGUGGAACCUCUCUUGUGACCCUUUAUGAGCUCAAUGAGCCGCUGUGCUGGACAGAGAUUCUGAUCGGCUAUGGUGCAGCACUGGCCACCACUGUGUUCCUGACCAGCUUUGUGGGAGUGUCAGUGUUCACUUACUGCGGUGUGCCACAGCUGGUUAUAGUCCUCAUGGGGAUCCUGUCAGUCCUUUCUGGCCUGAUCCUACUGGGAUUUACCAAGACCACUUUAGUCAUGUUUCUAGGUGAGAAAAACUUCCCUAACAAGUGUGUUACAAAAAGCAAUAUUGCGCUGCAACUUGACUCUCCUUUUGUUGAAAUGAAAUUGACGUAAGCUUGUGAAAGAGGUUUAUAGUUUCAAGGAAGGACAAAACAGAAUCAAAGCUUGUACCUUAAUUCUUAUAAACAGGGCCUCAUAACCUACCCCAUACCUCAUGUUAGAAACUGAUGCAGCGAUAUAACAAAGCAAAACAUACCAUAUGUAUGAACAAAGAUUUAAUAUUACACUUCACUUGUACAAACAUAACCACAUAUGAAUAAAAGGAUACAGUCUAGCUGCAAAAAAUAGUAAGGGAAACACUUAAGAUAGAGAAAUGCAUACAUAAACAAGCUAGUUGCUAAAGUGAAUGAUUGACAGCUCCUUUCCCAUCAACUUUACAAGGAGUAAAAGAUAAUCAUUACCGCUGUCAAGUCUGUUUUUAUGAGAAAAGUGCAAUGAUAAGAUGAUACAACAAAACUGUUAUCAUUGCACUCAGUCGUUAAAAAACACUAAAAGUUGUUGUUGUUGUAUAAUAUUUCGUGCAUCAUUAUCUGUUAUUUAACAUAUUUUCUGUUUCCCACAGUGCGGGUGCCGAUGUUCCUUGCUAUAAUGCCGUUCCCUGUUCUGCGCUCCAUGAUGUCAAAGAUCAUCUCGAAGUCUGAGCAGGGUGAGUGCUCGUCGAGUUUUGCAGAAGCCAGAGAGCCGUGUCUGUGUGUUUGUAGAGUCAGAGUCCACAAAGAGUUGUCUGCACCAGCAAAAAUCGAAAAAGCCCUUAAAAAACCAAGCACUCCAAGUUUCUGUUCCAUGGAGUGAGCAAUAAUUUUCAUGCUUGAUGUUCGGAGCACUGUGUUCUUAACCAUAUCACAUCUCUGAAGUAAAUCAUUUUCUUCUCUGUGGUGUGUUGUUUUGCAGGGGCCUUGUUUGCCCUCCUUUCCUUUCUGGAGAGUUUAACCAGCAGUGUAUCCUCAGCAGUCUUCAACAGUAUCUAUGCUGCUACAGUGGCAUGGUAUCCAGGCUUUGUCUUCUUGCUGGCAGCAGGACUUUGUGCCAUCCCUUUGUUUUUCCUCGGGUGAGUUCAUCAUGACAUAGCAAAACAUUAAAUGAAAGAAGAAGCAGUGUGAACAUUUUUUACAGAGUGCUAAAGCAUGACCUCAGCACAUAAUCAUACAUUUUCAGUCAUGUACAUAACCAGAAAUAUGGUCGUUAUUCUCGUAAAUGCCCCGAAAGUAAGCCAUCAAUUUCAAUUCCUGCAUUGUUUUAUCUAAGGUAGCUCAAAACUUUCUGCAACAAGUAGCUCUUUCCUGUUUUAAUAGGUAUUAAAAAUGGUGCAUUAAACACUCAUUCAAGAUCAUGGUGGAUUAUUAGAAGAACUGAAUUAGUAAUCUAUGGUGGUUUGUCCACAAACAUGCAAAGCCAUGGCAGCAUGUUUUUUAUUUUACUCCUGUGCAAACUUCAGAAAUACUUAUUUUUGACUGUCAGUAGCUACUUGCUGAGUUAUUGUAUAUUGAUUCAGUACUCUGUCCAGUUCACAGUUUUUUUUCUCCCCUUAUCAAUAUAAAAACAUAAAAACAGCAGUUUAUACAGUAUCCAGAUGCUUCAGCUGCAGAACUGUACUCUGUGAAUUAAGCUGCUUCAUAAACAGCUUUCUCUGCUGAGUCACUACCAGCUCAUUAAAAAAGAGAAAUGAUUGUUUUUUUGUAAGGGGGCAUAUGAAAACUAAGAAUACUUAGUUCGUAUUUAUGGUUUGUCACAUUUAACUUCCCUCACCAACUUAUUUUUAUCUAUAGAUAAAUGUUUGACAUGCACGCCUGUCUUGUCCUUUUAUAAUCGUCUUCAUUGUCAGCACAGACGCACAUUUACAAAGGAAAGGUGAAAAGGUCUCAGAGAAUUACUCUCCUAUUGCACAUUGUGUUCUUAUGCUAGUUUUGUUUCACUGGGUUUUCAAACAAGUACUGCUGAGUCAGCCUAAAAAAUGGAGUGUGAAACAUGAAACUCCGACAGGGUAUACACUUCUGUCACAUGUGCUGCGUAUUCCAAGUAGUCAAAGAAUAACAAAGCAGCUGGUUCAGUAACCUCAGUCCAACAGCCACAGCUAGACUUUAUAGUAAAAUCCCUAUUUCUGAGAAAAACUUGUUUUUGUUUAUUAUUGCAAAAGAAUAAAUAACCUCCAUAAACAAGAAAUUCCAUGUACAGCAAAUAAUCUGUUUGGUAAAGCUGCUUGAGUGCAAAAUCUAUAAUGGCAGUAACCUACUUACACAGUAUUCACGUUUUUUUUUUCUUAGAUUAUUUUGCAACUUCCUUUAUUCCAUGUGUUCAGCACUUUCUUUGCCCAGGGAAGUACCAGCAUUGAUACCUCUCCAUAAGACAUAAAUACUUGGUGUGCAGUUUUGGGCUGGUAUUUUUAUCUGUACAACUUUACAGAAGUCGGAAAACUUUGUUCUACUGUGCAUUAAAAUGGCUUUUAGUCAUAUUGAAAAUAUCAGUGAUUUUAAAAGCUUACAUGUAAGUGUAACUUGCAGACAAAGGUGUAGCUCAGAAAAUUAGAAGAAAAAGGUUAUUUGUUUCCCAUUUUUGGAUGUAAGUCAGAGGCCAUUACCAUCAUGGUUCAAACAAACAUUUUCAGAAAAGUCAUGAAAUAUUUCACUGUGUGUUUGAAUUCAGAAAAUAUGGAAGUUUCACUUUUUAAAAUAAAUUAACAAACUUUUUCAAGGCCAUUUUAAUUUUUUGGGUUGCCCCUGUAACUCUGACACAAAAAGCUAAUUUAAGUAGGUAAAGACACAAUAAACUUGCCAAAUGCCGACUGGUAUAUUAGUCGAAAAAAAGCUUAAAAUGAAGCACUUAUAGACAGACAUCCUGGACUUAUGUAUUUCUCUAAAGAUGUAAAAAUACUCAGACCAGUUAAACUUGAGGUUUAUAACCAGCUUGACCUGUGCAGUCUGCACAUAAAACUCAAAGAGCUUUCCCUGUUUAACUCUGACUCACACAGUUUCCCAUCAACAACAGUCUAGACCUCCAUUCUGUUGGUUUUGUAAAAAGACAUGAAUGUUUAAUUUGGUUUGUACUUGAAGCAGUUCAAGGAUUUAGCUACAAUAGUAAUUGGUUAAGACUACAUACAUCGGCAUCCCUUGUAUUUUCUGCCUCUCUGAUACCUGUAUUUUUAUAUUCCAGGGUGGUUGGGCUGAUAGGGGUGGAUGUCCCUGUAGGAAGAGAGAAGCCGGAGCCUGUCUACUCAGGGGAAGAGGAUCCUGUUGAAAACCUUGAUGAAAACAGUCCUCUUCUUAACUGAGCGGAACGGACUGCCAUACCCUCACCAGCACUUUGUUAAGUUCUUACAUCCUCUUUCAUUCCUGUUACUUUACCGAAAAGUAUCUCAGUGACUUUUUUAGAGGAUGAUAAUAAUGCAGGUUAUAGAUGCAUCACUUCAGUUUUAUUGCAGUGGGUGUUUUUACUUUUAAACUUGAUGAUUGUGUAAAAAAGAAACCAAAAGGGAGCGCAUUUCACAUUGUUUUGUUAGCCAUAUGCAGUAUGCCAAGAAUGUAGCAUGAAACUGAAGCAUAUCAAUGAAUGGAUGUUAUCAGUGUGCUGCAAAUCCAGGAAGCAAUCGAUUAUUAAUAGUGUGUGAGCAUUUUCAGAUAUUUUAAAAGUGGCCUUUAAGUGGCUUGACUGUGAAAUUAUUAGUACAUUUAGAAUGAGUUCUUGUGUUUGCACACAUUAUAUCAUGUGAUAUGAUUUGCAAUUUUGAAAAUAUUUUUUGUCUUGGAAACUCAUUUAACUAAGUUUAACUUUGUUUCUUCCAUCUCUGUUUUAGUGCAUUAUUUGUGAAUGUCUUUAAAACCAAAUCCACCAGCACUCAAACCUAAUAGGAAAUUUAUAGCAAUGCAUCAAACAUGCUCAAACAUCAGCUGUUACUAUAUGUCAAGUUUCUUUGUUAUUUUCAACAAAAUACUAAAACAAUUUUAAAAUAUAAUAAUAUAUAUUACAUAAAGCAUCUGAGUUUAUGCUUUAAGUUAAUGGCUACCUUCAAUUGCAGCUGACGUGAAGGAUCAUAAAAACGGAAAAGACUAAAAAGAAUCCUUAUGAUAGGAAAAAAGCACAUACAAAUAAAACCAUUAAAAUGCAAUAAUUGAAAAUACUCAUUAAAAGUUUUUUGAAGUAUGAAUGGGUAAAGAAUAUGAGGGACAUUAAUGAUUAUACGAUUAUCUGUGUAUGUGUGUGAAGUAGUAGAAUAGUUAGGGUGAAGGUUUGUGUUAAAAAUGAAACAAAUAACUUUGCUAAAUCAAAUGUUUUAAAAACAAAUGUUUUAAAUUUGGUGUUGCCUUUACUCUGCCAAAUUUGGGUUUUUCAAGUUGAAAAAUGACAAGAAUAAAAAAACCUGGUUGCUGAUUUUCUUGUCUAACAUUAUUCCAAAGGUUGUUCCAUAAGCCUAGAUUUUUUAUUCAUUUCUCCUUAAUAAUGCAUAUUUUCAAACAAAUCAAUAAGGAAUUGUAACUGAUUUGGUUUUCACCAGUGGUAUUUGUCUUUUUUUUUUUUACGUCUGUGAAAGUAAAAUGAAAAAUAAAACAAAAUAAAUUGUUUGAGGAACUGUU